AUGGCAGCACCCUUUCCGCACAUCGCGGCUCGAAGCUACAGUGCAAAUACAACAUACGUAUAUGAGUACUCCAGGGGACUGGGCGGCGUGGAUGUCCCCCGCGAUGUGAUCAUCACGCGAAUCAUCUACGCAUCGCUCGCCAUCCUCGCUGUCGCAUUGUUUUGUGGCCGAAUCGCCCAGAUCAGCCAUGCCUACCUGCGUCAAAUCACCGCCUCGGGGACCACGAAACGGGAACAGACCUUCUGGGCACAGGAGAGCUCCUCAUGGUGGCCCAACCUCAAGAAACACUUCUUGUAUGCCCCAUUAGGCAAGAAGCGACACAACCGAGAGAUGCAGCUGUCGUCGGCUCUCAACGUCGGCACUCUCCCCUCCCGGCUGCAAGCCAUCCUGGUCGUUCUCUACUUCAUCAGUCAGGUUGUCUACUGCGUCUACCUGGACUACAGGGUCAAUGAAAAGAAAGCCCUGAUCGCGGAGCUUCGUGGUCGCUCCGGCACGCUGGCCGUCCUCAACAUGGUUCCUCUCUUCCUCCUCGCAGGCCGAAACAACCCUCUCAUCUCAAUCCUGCACAUCAGCUUUGACACCUACAAUCUGCUCCACCGCUGGCUGGGCCGCAUGGUGGUCCUCGAAUCCGUCGUGCACACGGCAGCAUGGGCUGUCAAUGCCUGUGACGAGCAAGACUUCAACCACAUGCUGGCCCGAGUCCGUGACACUCCCUUCUUCGCCUGGGGUCUCGUUGGCACCGUCUCCAUGAUCUUUCUCUGUCUGCACUCGCCCUCCCCAAUCCGCCACGCCUUCUACGAGACUUUCCUCCACCUCCACCAGCUCGCAGCAGUCUUCGCCUUCCUCGGCGUCUACCUCCACCUCCAGAUAGACAGUCUUCCCCAGCGCAGCUGGUCCCAGGUGAUCGCAGCCAUCUGGCUGCUGGAACGAAGCGCCCGCCUCCUCCGUCUCCUCCACUUGAACGUCUCAACAUCCGGCACAACUUCAAUGACAGUAACAGCCCUCCCAGGCGAAGCCUGCCGAGUCACCUUCCAUCUCCCAAAACAAAUCCCCAUCCAACCGGGCUGCCACGUCUUCGCCUACAUCCCAGCCACAGUCCCUACGCCUUUGCGUCCCCUCACACCCCAGCCCACGCCCACUCCUCCUCUCUCUCCCACUCCCUCUCAAUAUCAAAACACAACCCCAAAUCCUCAAUCUCAAACCCAAUCCCCCUCACCCCUUCCUCCCUCGAAAAACAAUCCUUCCAAUUCCCCUUACCCCCCACACACCACCUCCUCCCCAAAAACCCAAGUCACCCUCAUCAUCUCUGCCCGCGCAGGCAUGACCCGCCGCCUCUACAACCUCGCCAACAACGCCCCCCAAAAGUCCCUCUCCCUCCCAGGCUUCAUAGAAGGCCCCUACGGAAGCCACCCCUCAAACCCAUCCAGCUACGGCACCGCAGUCCUCUUCAGUGCCGGCGCCGGUAUCACUCACCACCUCCUGUACACGAGAUCCCUCCUCCAAGCCGCCGCAGAGGGCACAUGCGCCACCAAGAAGAUCUACCUCGUCUGGUCCGUCCGCUCGACCGAUCACCUGAGCUGGGUUUCGCAGUUCAUGGAUCAGAUCCUGCGUCUCCCCGGUCGACGCGAUAUCCUCGUCGUCAAGCUGUUCGUCUCGAAGCCGCGUCGGGCUGCGGAUAUCGUUAGCCCCUCUGCCACGGUGCUCAUGCAUGGUGGGAGGUGUAGACCGGAGGUGGUUCUUGAUGAGGUUUUGCCGGGGCGGACUGGCGCCGCGCUUGUGAGUGUUUGUGGGCCUGGCGCUUUUGCAGAUGAGGUUAGGUCUGCGGCUCGGGGAUGGAUUGGGAGAGGGGCGGUUGUGGAUUUUGUCGAGGAGGCUUUUACUUGGUGA
Penicillium nucicola is the source of this 1887-nucleotide messenger RNA. RefSeq names its product ferric reductase family protein. The transcript is spliced from 2 exons. Gene Ontology annotation, molecular function: ferric-chelate reductase activity. Gene Ontology annotation, cellular component: plasma membrane. NCBI's taxonomy places the organism in Eukaryota, Fungi, Ascomycota, Eurotiomycetes, Eurotiales, Aspergillaceae. Gene Ontology annotation, biological process: iron ion transport; copper ion import; intracellular iron ion homeostasis. The coding region runs from base 1 to 1887 and encodes 628 amino acids. The record is from RefSeq and is a predicted model, not a curated record.